Messenger RNA from Schistocerca piceifrons (Central American locust), 1078 nucleotides. RefSeq lists its product as uncharacterized. The transcript is spliced from 4 exons. Lineage: Eukaryota; Metazoa; Arthropoda; Insecta; Orthoptera; Acrididae. The record is from RefSeq and is a predicted model, not a curated record. Bases 125 to 1078 code for a protein of 317 amino acids.
UCUAGGCCGAGGCCGUAUAUUUGAUCAAAGAAAUCGCUUGUCUUCUGUUCACUGCAAUGCGAUAUGUUACCACGCCGAGCGCCAGCAUCGCUGGAGCGUUCUGUCAUCUUUUGUGUUUGUAAACAUGGCUGCUAAAUACAAUUGGUGUGUGGCGUCUACCACAAAAUUAAUUGAAAUGUACGAAGCGGAUGAGGCGCUUUACAAUGUGAGGCACCCUGAAUAUAAAAAUAGGUUAAGAAGAUUGGAGAGUUAUAAAAAUAUUGCAGAGAUAAUCAGCCGAGACAUACGGCCAGGAUGUACGGCCGAGGACAUAAAAAGGAAGAUAAAUGGCCUCCGUACUAGCUACUCGUACGAGAAAGCAAAAAUGAAUAAAAGCAAAAGUGGAGCCAGUGCGCAGGCGGCGUAUACACCACAAGUGUACUGGUUUCAAAUGCUGAAAUUUCUAGACCAGUCAACAGAGGCCGACGAGAGUAUGUGCAAUUUGGAGAGCACGGAAAGUGAAACUGGAAGUGAACGUGCCACACCGACGUUUGAGGAAAUGUUAGCGCAUGAGAUGCAAGAGCCUGUCGCAUGUAGCGAGGCACAGCCACAGCCCCUGCGUCGAGAGUGGCCUCCCACUAAAAGGAGGAAAGUCGCGCCAGACGUGGCAACUAACGUCAUGCAGGAGGCCAGCAGGAUACUUCAGGCUAUGGCUGAUGCUGCCAGAACCAUGCCUGUCCAUGAUGACCGCUAUAGUACCCUUGGCGCCCACAUCGCAGCAGAACUGCGUGAAAUGGAAAGAGUGGGCGGCAGGGAAUACACCACUGCCACUAUGCACAGUCUGCAGCGGACAUUAAUGGACAGCUGGUCGGCAGGAGCAAGACGGGAGUCAUACGGCGACGGCAGCGUCCAACAGCUCGGCUCGCUGCUCCUCGCCAAGUUCGAACAGCCAGCGAAAGCUGAGAGCACGUGUUCAGCUGAAGGCCAGACUGGAUCAAAGAGAAUGACGCCUCCGCCAGCGCGACAACAAGCUCCUGGCCACCCACGCCCCUGCCAGAGUCUCGCUUCUACAGCCCAUCUGAUCUCCAAUGAGCCUUGA